GUCAGUGUUCAGCUUUAAGAGUGUGAACCCAUUGGACUAAUGACGUGGAUACAUUUACAAUAGAUUGUUCUCCUCAUGUUGGCAAACAGGGCCACUUAGGUUCAUCUUUAUACAAACAUCAAACCAGUGGCAGAUGACCCAAUGGAAGACCCAACAGAGAAUCCAAUAGCAGUGAAGGUGGAGGAGCACUCUCAGAGUCUCAUUCUGACUUAUUUCCAUGGAGACAGCAGCAGUAUGGUGGAUGCACACUUUAGCCGAGCCCUAAACAAAGCCACUAAAGCAAAGGCACCUGCAGGCAAACCGAAGAAAAUACACAAAAAGAUCAAAAAAGAGGAUGUCAGAGUUUUUCAAAAUACCUCUGCAGACACAUACCCGGAGCCACAGGUUCGACCGGUAACAGAGCACCUUGUUUCUUUUAACCCUGCAGAAGAGUUAUGUGGCCCGUGGCACACGUUUCCCAGCAGGACAGGAGAGGGGUCGGCAGGGCCGCCCAAUGGCUGUUCACUGUCCCCUAAUGAUCUUAGUGCAACAGCACAGCACUGCUCUGCGUCUUUGCUCAAUCUGUUACACACUGACCGCACAGAUAUGCCCCCCAGCCUGUCUUCCAGCUCCAAAGCCGAGCUGCUCCCAAACUGGAUGAUGCCACAAAUGGACCCUUCCACUGUCUUUGAACCUGGACGCCGUUUAGAUAAGAAGGAUUUAUACUGGUAUUGAGGAGAACCAUGAGGAUCCCCAGGUUGACAAACAUGUCAUAUUAUAAACCCAAAGACUCGGACUGGCUAAUAACAUUGCUUCAGCACCUGCCUGUCUAAAGUGGAACAAGGUCUUGAGGGAACAGUCUCUGGUAAACCAGUUUGUCUGCUUUCACAUUCCAACAGUAAAUCACUGUAGGUCUUUUUAUAUUGUGUCAAGAUGAAGGGAUUUAGUUUGAGCCACCUGAGUGAGUGGGCCAGUAAAUUAUAAUACAGUAUUAAACUAAACAUUGAACACUGUGAAUAGGAAAUACAUUGUAACUUUACCUGAAGGUACACUGUGUAAUUUAUCUGGUGGAACCCUGGUCUCUUUGGAGAUGUUAUUGCUUUGUCUAGAUUAGAGUGUUCCACAGUUUGGCUUUAAACGUAUCUACUGCCAUGGAAACAAGCAUGUAACACCGCCAGACCAUAUAUCUGAUCAACCCUGCUCUCAGCAAUAAAGUAAUUUUAAGGUAUUUUGGAGCAAUAAGAAUACCUUUAAUGAAAUAAAUGCUAGAGAAAUAACAACUCCAUGGAGGUGACACACCUGCCACCAGAAAAUCUAUAUAGUACACCUUUAAUGAUAUUGUCUGUAUUUAGAGUUUACCUGUAUUUUUUUACACUGGGGUUUAUGAGAUUAUAUUUACACAAUUGUAUCUCUUCACACACAUUCUCAACUGUGUAAUUAGAAAUGUAAUGUAACGAUGCCCAAUGUGAUUCUAUUUAUCUUGUGUAAUAUAUUGUGUAAAAUUAUUAAAUUUACAUGUGUUGGAUAUAUAUCUCAUUAUAUUAUCAUCAAUACAAACAUUAUAA
Boleophthalmus pectinirostris (great blue-spotted mudskipper) is the source of this 1544-nucleotide messenger RNA. RefSeq names its product vestigial like family member 1 (gene vgll1l). Bases 142 to 714 code for a protein of 190 amino acids. Gene Ontology annotation, cellular component: nucleus. Gene Ontology annotation, biological process: regulation of transcription by RNA polymerase II. The record is from RefSeq and is a predicted model, not a curated record. NCBI's taxonomy places the organism in Eukaryota, Metazoa, Chordata, Actinopteri, Gobiiformes, Gobiidae. The transcript is spliced from 4 exons.